This is a messenger RNA of Zasmidium cellare ATCC 36951, 8037 nucleotides long. RefSeq lists its product as uncharacterized. The coding region runs from base 1 to 8037 and encodes 2678 amino acids. The record is from RefSeq and is a predicted model, not a curated record. Lineage: Eukaryota; Fungi; Ascomycota; Dothideomycetes; Mycosphaerellales; Mycosphaerellaceae. The transcript has a single exon.
AUGGGCACCCUCCGCCUGCUCGGGGCCAUUGCCCUUGGCUCGCUCGUCACGGCGGGCGGCCUGCAAGACAAGGCUUCGCUGGCCAUCAACAGCACCACCUCGUGCACGACCACUGCAUCCGCCACGAUCGUUACCUCUUUCCUCGUCAACGGCUCCGCUACUACUUGCACCACCACGAUCCCAAUCAACGCUACCGCCGGGUUCACCUGGAGCAGCAGUACCCCUUCGUUCUCUUACUCGCCUGUUUCGUCUACUGAGAGUUCCUUGACCACGAGCAGCUCUUCUGGCAUAACUACCUCUUCGGUCACUCCUUCGUCUCCUUCGAUCGGUCCAGAUUCAUCGACUACUUCUGUCACGAGCGUUCCUUCCGAUUCCGGAAGCGGCUCAGCGACUACUUCAAGUUCGUCUUCGACGCAGUCGAGCAGUACUCCCAUAUCUUGGCCAUACGCUCCUACCACAAGCAACAGCACGGUCUGGUCGAGUACAUCCAGUUCGACGUCAUCCUCAUCGGGCACCACGCCGUUUGCUGCGACGACGUAUACCAGUUCCUCGAGUCAGACAAGCUCCUCAGAGUCAUCAUCAGGCUUGUCAACAACAGCUGAGACUAGCACGACCUACUCUAGCCUGACUAUCUGGACCUCUCUUUCUGGCACCACUGUCAACCUGACCACGGUCAGCCUCUCCAGCAUAUCGACCAGCUCUUCGAUUUUGUCGAGGAGCAAGAGCAGCGCAGACUUCCGUACAAGCAAUACCCUGAGCAACGGCACCGUCCUCGGCACGACAUCGACCGGUUCAGCCCCUUCCCCCAGUUCAACUCAGAGCUCAUCCAGUUCGACUCAGAACUCCACAACUUCCACUGGGCAGCUCUCCUCCGAGAGCAGCGAGAGUCAGAGCACAACUGAAGUAUCUUCGACAAGCACGAGGGAAGCAUCCUCGACAAGCACGACUGAAGCAUCUUCGACGAGCACGACUGAAGAGUCGUUGACAAGCACGAUCUCAAGCACACCGAGUAUUAGCCAUGGCAAUUCCACUGGAACUUCAAUCGCAGGGACGUCAAGCUCUGCGCCAUUCGGCAACAGCACCGCGAGCGUCAGCCAGAGUACGACCUUGUCAACAACAAAGAUAUCUUCAUCUGGAUCAGGCACGACGGCAGUGACUUCCAGCAAGUCAGAUCUUGGCAUUCCCCCUGGCAACGGCACUACUAUUGCGCCUCCCACUACGCUACCUCCUUCGCCCGUCACUUCCGUCUACUCAACCAGCGGUAUGCUGACGACAGUGACCUUGUACCCUCUCCCGGCUGGACCAACAAUGAGCAUCACCAACCGCAAUGGGACUCUGGGAACCAUGACCAUCUGGCAGUCAACUACUUGGGCCACGACCCCGCCUUCCACCAGUGAGACCCUCUCAUUGGCUGAGAUAUCAUCGACAACCGCAGCUUUGAGCACCUUCACCGGCGACUCUCCUCCAUCGGAGUCUGUUGGACCAACUGAAGGCAUUCCAUCGCCCUUCGUGACCGUCUUCCCUACAGAUGGCACGUCCACUACGAUGACAUUCUGGCCUGCUUACUCACCCACACCGUCCUUGAGCAUUACCACAUUGCCCAGCACAACAUCGACAAUGAGCCUCUGGCCUUCGAUAUCUUGGGAGACUUCUCAGCCUUCUUCUGUAACUGAGGAGCCGACGUCCGCAUCGACUGAUUGGUCCACCUUCUCUUCAAUGCCUACUAUGGAGUCAACCGACCUGAGCACUUUCACUGGGUCUGAUGAUAGCCCGCCUGCGUUCUUGACCAUGACUUCGGGCACUCCAGUUCCGUACAUCACGGUUUGGUCAGAGGACGGACAGAUGACCACGCAGACUGUUUGGCCAAUGUUCACUGCCAUCCCAACUUCCAUUUACACUCUUUCUUGGGAGGACAGCUUGACAACAGUUACGACUUCGGCAAUCUUUCCAUACGUGACUGGCUCUGUCGAAGAUCAGUACGAAGUCCGUGACGAGCAGCAGGAUGAUCUUAUCGCCGUCAUCGACGGUCUACGACACUGCAUCGACAUCUUCGACAUUGGCCUUUGCGAGGCACAGGUUGAGCCUUUGAGACAGUACGUCUUCUGGCUUUGCGGCUGGUUGCACUUCGACUGCAGCAUGUACACCGGUCACAAAGGCAGCGGCGGUGAUGGUGGUGGCCCCAACGAUCCUUGCUACAAGCCGAAGUGCGGCAUCGACCUUCUUCAUCCGGUGGACACCGUGAAGUGUUUCGUGCAGCAGGCGAUGGCCGCCCUCUGCGACAUCCUCAACCACGACAUCAAUGGCCUCAAGCUGGAGUUUCCUCAGCUCCACGGCUUCAGCAUCAUCUUUCCAAAGCUGGCUCUGCCCCCAAUCGACCUUGGCCCUGGCCCAGACCCAAACAGUCCGACACCCCCGGAGCCAACUCCAGAUCCAACAAAUCCCACCGCGACUGAGCCAACGACCUCACCCACUGGCUCAGAGACGUCAUCAUCGGAAGAGUCCUGCACUGAGACCAUCACUGCCACGAACACUGCUGUCACUUGCUCCGUUGGCCCUGCUGCCCCAGGCUCCAAUUCGACCACCACAGCAUGCAGCUCCAAUACGCAGAUCACUCGCGGAUGCAGCGUUACUCCAACAGUCACGACGACCACCAUUCGAUCCUGCUCUCAAACCUCAACAGUGACCGAUGCGGCUGUCAACUGCUCACAGACCGUCAUUGGGGCAUCAUGGACGGACGUGAGCCUCGUCUGCAGCACCACCACAUCGCUCGUCAGCGGCUGCGACGUCACGGCUACGACUACCACGUCGACCGCUUUUUCCUGUCCAACUAGUCCAGUGCAGCCGUCUGCAAACGGUACGAUGGAGUGCCUUGUUCCAAUGUGCUCGUCGGACCUCUGCGGCGAAGCGUGUGACUGGCAUCCGCAGCAGAACAUAUCGACGAACAGCUCCCUCGUCCUUUCACGAGACCUGUUCAACAGCUUCGUACUCUCAGAGCCCGAGAGCGUUGAUGCAUCGGCCUUCAAUCGCUUCAUGCUGCAACAGUUCCGGUGCGCCAAGCAAGUGCCUCAGCCGGCGACCCGGUGGCCGCCGAAAGACAUCAAUGACCCAGCCCGCUGGGGAACCACUGCCAUCUUCAUGCCAUUCGAAGACCACCCGGAUGUCCUCGCAGUUGGCGCUCUCUACGGCUGCACGACAGUUGUGGUUGCAUCGCACCAAGGCGCGUGGAUGUCUCACAUCUGGGAGAUCCCGACCUUCGCUACCUCACUCAUCAAAGACUUUAAAGAUCCUGCUGGUCAGCUCUUCACCGGCAACGGCAAAGACGCCAGCAUCUCCGGUCUGGAGGGAUACAUGAAGCCCAUGGGCUCCUUCGACCCCAACGGCGACUACAACAUCAAGGUUUGGAUCGUCACGCCUAUCGAUAUCGAGUACCUUGGCAACCCUCAGCCAGACCUUGAGCAUCUUCGUUGGCCGCGGAAGGUGACAACUAUCCUCGACAUGCUGAAGGGUCGUCUCAAAGUCACCCCAAACAUCAUCACCUACACUCCACUCACCAAGGAGCGCCGCUUUUACAACGCCAAGGGCGAGCUCGACAAAGCUGCCGUCAACAAGGAGCUUGCCUCCUCCGCUCGCGGCAAAGUCAUCCUCCAAUAUGAUCCCAAGCAGAUUGAAUGCUCAAAGAGCAAGAAGCAGCAGGCCAUCUGGCGGUUGUGGGUCGAUGAAGAGAACGGCCGAAAGUAUGUCGAUCAGGACAUGUGGGAUGCCGACGAGGAUCAGAUUGGUGAGGAGUCUGAUGAUGAGCGGGCUGCCUUUGCGCGAGAUGUCGCUGAGCAGUGCAGCGACUCCUGUACCCUUGGCCUGGAGAUGAUCUACUUCUCCAAUGGCAUCGAGAAGGGCUGUCGUCCUCCACGCUGCUCGUACGGAACAUGCCCAGUGUGCGCACAGCCACCAACAUCAUCGUCAAAUAUUACCAGCGUCACGGGUAACAGCCUCUUCCUGAGCUGGCCAGGGCAGGACCCGGGAGAUUGGGAGGCUUACAUGAAGCGGCAGACCCUCAGAGCUGGGAAGGCCAACACUCUGGUCCGUCACAAUCAAUUCGGCCGUUUUCACAGCACCACCGCGAAAUUCGUUUCGUUUGGCAAGAAAGAGGAAGUCCUGGCGCUGACUGGUCUCUACGGAUGCACCUCUGUUGUUGUCGUGAGCCAGAAGGGUGCGUGGAUGUCGCACAUUUGGCAAGGCGGUGGUUUUGAGCGACGUGUGAAGGACAUGAUCGUCGAACUCGGAGAUCGAGAGUGGUCCUCCCUCAUCGAUGAGAUGUUCUCAAACCCUCUUUCUGAUCCCGAUCUCCAGGGUUUGGGUGAACUGAUGUACCCUGGAUUGGCAUUUGGUCCAGACGCGGAGAACUUGCGUGUCUACGUCUUCACACCGAGGAAGUAUCCGGGUACCCAAGGCCACAUCCCGCCGGAGAAUGCCCUCGAGCAUCCGGAGAAGGUUGACGCGCUCAAGCGUCGAUUCAGGGCCAAGUUUGCGACAAUGCCAAUUGAGAUUCGAUACACCCCUCUCAGCUACAGCAUUGAAUACUUCAAGGAUGGCGCAAUCGACUAUGAGACUUUCGACCCGGCUCUGGCUGAGAAAGCAAACGGGAAGAUCAAUGUCCAAUACGAUCCAAUGCAGGUCCGCUGCACAAAAGACAAAGACGGCAAGAUCGAGCGGAAGCAGAAGGCCAUCUGGCGGCUAUCCGCAGACAUUGUGCCGUUCCGUCAGCCUCGUGCGGACUUCGAACAGAUGUGGGACACUCUUCCUGAUCAGCUUGAUCCGAAUGAGAAAUGCGAGCCUAAGAACAGGGAAGCCUGCAGUGCGGCGACAUGUGGCAAGUGUGACGAAGACAGUACCGAGAACCGAGAGUUGUCGGGAUCAUCUGCGCUCUCUUCCCGCGAACUGCUAUUGUCCAAUGGCACGACUCUGGUGGUGGCAGGACAGGAGUGGGCGGCGUUGCAAGAACAGCUUUUGCUGAGCAACCUCACCAACGAGUUGGUGCUCGAAGUCCCGGACUCCCACACUGGCGACAGAAAUAUGGACUUCUUCAACUACUGGUCGUUCUUGCGGAGAGAGUGGUUUCGAUCAGCCAGAGUCCCGCAUGGGAGGUCCAGCAGGUUCAAUCAUGGAUCAACCGCCGACUACAUUGCAUUCGGCAUGGCGAGCGAUGGUAUCGCUCUUCGUGGCCUUUGGGGCUGUUGGUCCGUCGUACUCAUCUCUGAGAAAGGCUGCUGGAUGUCACACGUCUGGGAACAGUACGCCUUUGUUGCUCGACCACUUGGCGAGGACCUCCAGGUCGUUCUCGACGAGCUGCGCGACGGUGAGGAUCCCCCUUACACCAAUGGACUGAUGGGUUUCGGGCAGUACAUGGCCAAGGACGGACCGUUCGACAAGACGUCCACGAAAGUCCACCCGUUCAUCAUCCACAACGUUGAGCGCGACACAGGGCGUCCAUACUAUCAAGAGGAUCUCGACGAGAUGGAGGUUUGGCUGAACGAGCUAUUCGGAGUGCCGGGUCGAGACGAGCCAACGACACUGAUACCAUACGUGUCCAUGACCGGCUUUGAUGCGUUUACCAAGUUUCAGAAAGACAAGGUGAAUGGAUGGAAAGGCACCACGCAAGAGCUCGCCAACUUAAUGCCUUUCGGCAGAGUCUUGGUUCAGUACGGCCCAAAGCAGAUUCCUCGAGGACCUGGCCAGGAGUGCGCGCAGUCUGCUGCUCGCAUGUAUGUCGACAUUCCACCCAACUACGAUGCGCAGUUCAACCUCAUGUGGCCUUUCAGAGGUAUCCCAACUCUUCCAGCUCCGCCUCCGCCACCUGCAAUGCUCGAUGCCGAUGCCAUGGACACCACCUCGUCGCUCGCGAUACCCACUCAUGCCGUGUGCACCAUGGAGGCGACUUUCAGCAUUGCGGCGACGUUUUCAUCCGACUUCUACUCCCAGUUUACGGAUUUCAUGACACUGACGGCACCGCCAGCUUCCAUCACCAGCACAGAGACCUUCUCGACUCGGUCCAUGAACAGCAGCACGGCCAGCAUGACCUCUGCAUCCGAAUCUACGUCGACGGUGACAAAUUCGACCAUCACCUCGCCGACGCAGACAUCGACGAACAGCACAUCCACGCCGAUGACUUCGCCCUCGGCAUCGAUGCCCACCAUGUCGUCUACCAACAGCAGCACCACUCGAGGCCCCACGACGACGAUGCCGCUCACGUCAUGCAGCCUCGCACCGUUACCAAUCGAAGACAACGGCGGAACUGACCCCAAUCCCCUCAGCGGCUGCGCAUGCGACAGUGACGUUUCAGCCAACAUGGUGACCAUGGUGGGCGAAGACCAGACAACGACGUUAGGUUGCGCCGCUGGUAUCACCUUCUACACUCCAGUGCAGACUGCGGACCCUGUCGCAUCUGCCGCACCUCUGCCCACAAACUUCUGCAAGCUCCACGUUGAGCAAGCCGUCCGCAACAAUGGAGACGUUCAUGUCGGCUGGAACGUGGCCAUGGAGCUUUUCGAUCCUUCUGGCAAGUCGGUGUCGAAGAAGAUGGAUAACGCUGCGCUGAGCUGGACGCAGACGUACUUCACAGGUGGCUUGGACUGGGUAGACUCUCCAAACGCGGAGAUCACCUUCGGCAUUGAUCCAGUGUCUGGUCUGUCGAUUACACAAGACGAGAUCGACGCCAACUCUGACGGCCUUGGUCACGGCGAAGACUGGACGCAGUGGCUGGUGCAGCUGAGCACAUCGAACAGCGGCACCAUUCUCUCGAAUCAGUGGCCGACAGACUUCAUCAUGUUGUCCACUCCUCAGCCGUUUUGUAUUCAGGGCGAGUGGCAUCCUGCUGGGACCAAUAUCUUGGACCAGGCGCGCGACCUGGACUUCUACUGGGACUGUGGCUUGCCAGCCUCAACCUCUUGGGCUGCCCCAACUUCUACCUCCUUCACGCCGUCGUCGACCAUCACAGAACCUCUGAUCUCACCCAGCACUACCACAGAUGCCUAUGCAGUCCAGACUUGUACCGUUGAGGUCGAUGAGGGUCCAUGGACUAUUGCAGAUGAAGUUGGUCAAGAGAUACAUGGCGGCUUGAAUGUCUCCUUGAAGAUCUCCGACGCUUCUCAGCAGGUGCUCGCCUGGCAAUGGUUCUCAAACCAACACGACUUCUUUCAUGAGUUCGUGAUCCCAGGCGAUGAUUGGAACGAUGCGAACGGCAUGUCGGUUCUUUUCUCAAUCAAUCCGGACACGAAGGAGGAAUUCACAGGAUUCGAGCUGCUGCCUCGCAUGGAGGAGCUCGCGAGAACCACGUGGUACACCUCCUGGGCUACCUUAUUUCGUACUGGAGACGUCUCUUGGCUCGCGAACGACACCAUUCAAGGCGAGAUGCCAUUCUGCGACGUUGGCUCAUGGGAGGGCAAUUGGUGGGAGCCUGGUGCCAAGGUCGAGCGCAUCAUCACCUGCUACUGGGACUGCGGGCAAGGCAUACCUCCAACAACCUCGACAUCGAGCGUAUCAGCGCCGUCCCCAACGCCGACUCCUGACGCAGAAGAUUGCCGCCUCCACGUCGCCGAGCAAGUACUCGGCACUGACUUGACGACGGAUGUCUCCUCCAACGCUGAGAUCGCCGGCCUGCUGAACAUCAGCAUGUCUCUCUACGGCGUCGAGAACAACCACCACUUCUGGACCACCACCUGGAACUCCACCGGCUUCAACGCCCGCUACUCCAACCGCCCGACGAACGAGGGCGUUAUGUGGAACGUGCAAGCCAUCUUCGGCCUCGACGAAGGCAACGCCAUCACCGACGAUACCUACGACCCCGCCAAGUGGUCCGACUACGAUGCGCUCCUUGCCAUGGAGAUGAGCAUCGACGGCGGUGCGACUUGGAGCAUGAUGGAGUAUCUGCGUUGUCAGAUUAGUGCGUGGACGACGCAUGAGGUGGAGCAGCAUCCGAGGAGGGAGUUUGAGUGUCUGUUUGAUUGUCUCAAGUGGAUGCAUGAGUUGGAGGGGGGUGAGUGA